This is a messenger RNA of Pollicipes pollicipes, 621 nucleotides long. Its product is annotated as prostaglandin reductase 2-like. The record is from RefSeq and is a predicted model, not a curated record. The coding region runs from base 145 to 621 and encodes 158 amino acids. Gene Ontology annotation, biological process: prostaglandin metabolic process. Gene Ontology annotation, molecular function: 15-oxoprostaglandin 13-reductase [NAD(P)+] activity. The transcript is spliced from 5 exons. Lineage: Eukaryota; Metazoa; Arthropoda; Thecostraca; Pollicipedomorpha; Pollicipedidae.
CAUGAUUCGAGGUCGACUUGAGCUGUGUUUGCCCGUUGGGUGGGGAUGGGAAUGGGGAUGCGUCGGCGCUUACUCUGAUUUUUUGGAGCUCGAGCGACAGGAUUCAAGUUUCCUGCAGCUGUUAUUAGCCAGGUGUAUCAAGCCAUGAAGCUGAUGAAUUAUCAGGUGGUCUUUGCUAAGCACCCAGGUGUGAACGGCUCGCCGGCAGAGGACAACUUCCGGUACGAGAGCUGCGAGUACCCUGCCGACCCGGCCGCCGGCCAUGUGCUUGUUCAGAACCUGUACCUGUCGGUGGAUCCGGCCCAGAGAUGCCAGAUGAACGAGGCGAGCGGUGCGGAUUACUUGCUGCCGUGGCGAUUGGAUGAGCCAGUGCCCGGUCUCGGCGGAGUGGGCAAAGUGCUGAGCAGCAACCACGCCGACUUCCGGUCCGGUGACGUCGUCAUGUCCGGCUUCUUUGAAUGGCCGUGGCGGCUGUAUUCUCCAUCGACGCCUCCAAGAUCAGGAAGGUGCGGUUACGGCCGCUCUGAGAAGGACGAGCCGCGGCCGCGCACAUCCGUCCACCAGCAGUUCGCCAGCGCCCCUAAGACACUAGCAGUUCCAGUGCUCCAGGACGCGGGCUGA